AUGGUGCAGCAGCAUGACCCACGAGAGGAUCAAGAUGAAGACGAUGAAGAGGAGCAAGGGCGAGAGCGAGACUUGGUCGAGGCCUACGUGGCCGAGCACUCGCUCGAAGCGUCAUUGAACGACGUGAUCAACCAGGUGGUGGCUACACGACCAGAAGACCCGUUUCUCAUGCUCUCGUCGCUGCUGUACGCACGGGCGACGGCCAAGCGCGGCGUUUUGUUCGUACAAGUGUGUGAAGUUUUGGACGCCUCGGGGGGUCCCACAGUGCUAGUGAGGCUGCAUACUGGCAAAGGCAUCUUUGAAGGGUGCUGCUCAGCCGAAGCGGGGGGCAUCACGGAUCGUGAAUCAAAGCGUCAAGAGGAAGACAGUGAUGGUACAACUGACGUUUCUCCUAGCACACUUCGCUACGGCGGUCGAGGGUUCGAAAAGAUUGCGGCUGCAGCACAAGAAAUACUGACGGAAAAGCUUGUAAACACGGAGCCUACGGAUCAGCAUGCGCUCGACACAAUUCUGCAGAAUCUGGACACGACGUUGGGACGCAACGUGUGUCUAGCGACUUCGUUCGCCGUUUGUCAGGCUGGAGCCAAGUACGCCGAGGUGCCGCUUCGUGACUACGUGGCCAAGCUGCAAGAACUCCCGUUGGAGAACCAGUGCGUCCCCAUGCCGCUCUUCAGCGUCGUGAACGGCGGCAAGUACGCAUCCAAUAAACUGUUCGCACAGGAAGUUCUGAUGACGCCGACGAGUGCCGCGAGCUUCGCUGACGCGUUGCAGAUCGCCGUGGAGUUCAAUUCUGCACUGCGUACACAACUGGAAGCUCGCGGCGUUGGGUUUACCAAUCGCGGAGCGUUCGGUGGGUUUGCGCCGCAAGUCCAAAGUCUUGAGGAGGUUUUGCACAUUGUUCGUGCGGCUGCGGACGACGUUCGAGCGCAACUUGAAGCCCCAGAAGGACAAGUGAUCUCGACUGCGAGUGCCUCUCCGUUACGUGUAGACUUUGGCGUAGACUUCGCUGCGUCCGAAUUCGUUGUAUCCCCCGACAGUGAUACAGUCCAAAAUGAAGACGACAACGAGACGCCUCGGUCGUUCCCGUACAAUACGGACCGGUGGGUGCCUGGGUCGAGUGGUGCGCUCAAGAAUAGUGACGAGUUGCUGGAUAUUGUGCGCAGCAGCGUUAAAGAGCUGGGGAUUACGACUGUCGUCGAUCCGCUCGACGCCGGCGACGUCAAGAGCUUUGCGGCUUUAAACAGCUCUGAAAAUGAAUUGGAUGGAAGGAGUGUCUUGGCUUUUGGAGAACCCGCCGAAGGUGGAGCAACAGACGCGAAGGAAGGAGCGGGACUUGGCGGUGAUCCCAACUGUCGCGUUCAAGUUGUAUGUCGAGCAGCUGUGGAACGCCACGGACUGACGGUUCUGAGCGAAGAACGCGCCUGCAACACGGUGCUUCUCGUUCCGCAUCAGUUCCCGACAGUGUCAAGACUCCUGCAAGCCAUCACGGACGCUCAACAUCUUGGACUCGCUGUGAUCUUAGGGGCUUCGGCUGGACAACCAGGUGCAGACGCUGACAUUUUUGCAGCUCUGGCGAUGGGAUCAGGUGUCGGCCAAGUCAAGUUCGGCGGUUUGCUAGGAGCUGAAUCUCUAGAUCGAUACCGGAAGCUGCUACUGGCGAGUCAAGAGCCAGGAGCGCCGUCUUUUGUCGGUGCCAGUGCCUAUCGUCGCUGA
This is a messenger RNA of Phytophthora infestans T30-4, 1713 nucleotides long. Its product is annotated as enolase-like protein, putative. Gene Ontology annotation, biological process: glycolytic process. NCBI's taxonomy places the organism in Eukaryota, Oomycota, Peronosporomycetes, Peronosporales, Peronosporaceae. The record is from RefSeq and is a predicted model, not a curated record. Gene Ontology annotation, molecular function: magnesium ion binding; phosphopyruvate hydratase activity. The transcript has a single exon. Gene Ontology annotation, cellular component: phosphopyruvate hydratase complex. The coding region runs from base 1 to 1713 and encodes 570 amino acids.